UACAAUAUAUCAAAACAAAUAUCCCACGCAAUGAUCUCAACUACUGAUGUGGAUUUUCCAGUAACUUUUGCUAUACAGAUGUUACACGCCUUGCUCAGCAACUUUCGAUUUAACAAUUUCAUAACAAUUGUCAAGGUGCGUGUACUAUUGAAGAUAUCCCGUUAAUAUGUUAAAGAGAAAUAUGCAGAGUGCCUAUGUAUAUCUCCAGAGAAAGCUACAGUACUUUUACAAAACGUUAGAAGAACACUGCAAACAAGUGCCAAACGAUGCAAGACAGCUCCGAUACUGCAGAUACAUUACUAAAUUUGCCUCUCAUUUCGGGAAAGAGUGGUGUAUGGUGGUGGGAAGCACGGUCGAAGGAACCAGACUGCGGUCAAACAUAAAUGAAGGAGACUUCGAUUAUCUAAUCAUUUCAGGAAUAUCAAUACCCGUAGAUGCUUUGGAACACAGAGAUGAUCUACCUUGCUUUGUUCAUGUCAGAGGUGACAAAAUUCAACAUUCAUUUUCUCACAGUUUGGUAGACGGGAAAUACCUGAACAGUCGUAUUCUAAAGGAAGUUGACGGUGAAGCCUUUAAAAUUAUGAGGGGUCUGUUCCAGGUCUUUACAAUGCCAUUUGAUUCUUCUUCUCAUGAUGUUGACUUAAAUCGGGAGGCUAAACCUGGCAUGUGUAAGGAACACUACGUUGGCUUCCAGUUGGUUGAUAAAGAUGCCGAUAAUUUAUACAUGAGACAACCGGAAACAGACAUGAAGGCUACGAAUAAUUAUUUUCAAUCGGUAAUGGCCUCAAGUGAUUUAUCUCCCAGUAUGAAAUCUCUUCUAACCAAUAUACUUGGUAUUCUUGCUGAAACAUAUCCAAAUGACGAUUCUAGUACUGCGAUUGGUCAAACAUUUGGUGGGUUGAUCGAAGCAGCCACCUCUAAUUCUGCAAUCGCCAAAUCGACAUCUGCUCAACCGAAAAGAAGCAAACAGAGUAUAAGGAAAAACGACAAACAUUACAUGGAAGAUUCAUCUGGCAAAAAAGUAUUCCGAGUUAAAUUCAACUACAAGUCAAGCAAAGAUUUUAUUGCUGCAUUUCCUCUUGAGGGUAAACUGGAAUGUCUUGAAGAAUGGAGAGUUCGGAUACUGACCAGCAACAACAUAUUGUGGCCAAGCCCAGAAACAGUCGAACGGAUAUGUCAGUCGGAGGUGUACGUUGUAGCUAAGCCGGCAAUUGUAAACCCUUCUGCUGAUAUCGAUUUUUGUCUAGGCUUCAAUCAGGCGGAACUUAUCUUAGCCUCUAGUCUUAGUUCUGACCAAAAACUAUGUGUUCUACUUUUAAAAGCCCUCCAAAAAGGUUACCUUAAACGUUAUUCGUCAGUUCUUACCACUUUUCACUGGAAAACUGCAUUUUACUACCAAUGUGGACAAAUCGAUCCUGCUCUCUUUGACCGCCAUUCAACAAUAUUAUUAGCCCUUGAAAGUGUGUUGUCCUACAUGAUAGAGUGCUUGGAGAAAAGGUAUCUCAAGCACUAUUUCCUAGAGAGCAAUUUAAUAGCUCAUAUUACUGAGAAAGAAGCCAAUGAAAUCCGACAGAAUAUUAAAGAAAUUAUUGAAGAUCCAGAAGCGACUCUCCAAGUGUAUUUCGAUAUGAAUAAAGAAUGUGAAAGGUCAAAACAGGAAGAAGAAAUAUCUUUAAAAGAAAUGGAAGAAAUAAGGAAACGAAGAAAUGAUCCUUCAAAUAAAAAACAAGCUGACAAUAUAAUUAGCAUGAUGACAGAUUUACAGAAAGUGGAAACCAGCAAAGGUUCUAAACUCACACAAGCUAUUGUGGAUACGUUAUAUAUGGUUAUUGAGGAGGAAACAGAUCUUCCAUUUAUUAGACCUAAUACCCCACAGGAGCACUAUAGCACGGACGAUCUCUUGGCACAUGGCUCUAGAUAUUUAACAACAAACUUUCGCUCACAGAAAGAGAAGAAAAAGGCAGCAGAAGAAUUAACGGCAAAGGCUAUUGCUACAGUCCUUUCUAAAUUUAGUUCUAAGUGACUGUGAUCUUUGGUUAGUAUGUUUCAGCUAUCAAAUAUACUGUUUCGUUAUAAAAACUAAUUGAGGAUUAACAUUCAAGGAGGAAGCAAUAUGUAGUUGUUCGACUCAUCCAUUUUCAAAGUUUUAAUUAAUUAGUCAACUAACCUUUAUAAUGUUGACUCUGUGAUGUAUCGCAACAUUACAAGCAUACAUUUCCCCUUGUUUUCAGAUUUUGAUAAACGAGUGUAUGAUUGUGAAGUGAGUGUAUAAAUCUUAUCUAGUGAAUGUAGUGAUCUUAACAAAUAAGCAAAGACACCUAAUUAAAUGAGUGCUGAAAGUUUGUUAAGUGAGUGCACACCGUGUUAAUUUUUUCUUAUUGGGUGUAGGGACAUUGUUAGGUGAGUGGACGUAUCUUAUUAAGAGAAUGUAGGGAUUUUGUUCAUUGACUAUAAGGAUUUUGUAAAAGUGUGUGCACUCUGCGUAUGAAUCUUGUCAAAUGAGUGAUAGAAAUUUUGUUAAUUAAUUUUAUCGAUCUUGCUGUAAAUUAUUUUACAAUUAUGUAUGAGAUUUUGAAAGAGAAUUUAAAGGGUACAUUUAUUAC
Mytilus trossulus (common blue mussel) is the source of this 2603-nucleotide messenger RNA. RefSeq lists its product as uncharacterized. The transcript is spliced from 2 exons. The record is from RefSeq and is a predicted model, not a curated record. Lineage: Eukaryota; Metazoa; Mollusca; Bivalvia; Mytilida; Mytilidae. The coding region runs from base 167 to 2023 and encodes 618 amino acids.